This is a messenger RNA of Panicum virgatum (switchgrass), 1631 nucleotides long. Its product is annotated as 18S rRNA aminocarboxypropyltransferase-like. The transcript has 10 exons. NCBI's taxonomy places the organism in Eukaryota, Viridiplantae, Streptophyta, Magnoliopsida, Poales, Poaceae. Gene Ontology annotation, biological process: maturation of SSU-rRNA. Bases 226 to 1239 code for a protein of 337 amino acids. Gene Ontology annotation, molecular function: rRNA small subunit aminocarboxypropyltransferase activity. The record is from RefSeq and is a predicted model, not a curated record.
GAGCUUGCUCGUGCGUGCACGUGAGUCUGCUGUGCCGAGACCUGAGUUCCCUCCGCCGGCCGCCGCCGAAACUCGUGGGCGCCCGCGCAGACCGUAGAACAGGAUAGCCACCGCCCUCCCAGCGCGGCGGCAAGCAGCCCGCCCCACCUGCUGCUCCCCCACAAGUCUAAACCCCUCUUUUGAGCCGAGCAAAACCACCGCCGGGAAGCCGUUCAAGUCUUCAAGAUGGGGUACAAUCGCAAUAGCCGCGGCCGCGGAUCCUCCUCCUCGUCGUCGUCUUCACGCCGCAACAAGCAAGAAGCCUCUUGGGAUGAUGGUCCUGGGACCUCACUUCCAAGGCAGGAAGAAGAUACCGAAGAGGAAUUUAAAGGUUCAAGAAUUCAACUUGCAAUGUGGGACUUUGGGCAAUGUGAUGUUAAAAGGUGUACUGGUCGUAAGCUUUCAAGAUUUGGGCUUCUAAAGGAGUUACGGGUGACCAAUGGUUUUGGUGGUGUUGUUCUCAGCCCUGUUGGGACACAAUGUGUAUCCAAGGCAGAUCAUCCUAUUGUGCAGAGAAAAGGAUUGGCUGUGGUUGAUUGUUCCUGGGCACGUUUAAGUGAUGUCCCUUUUGUGAAACUCCGCUGUGGCGCUCCUCGCCUCUUGCCAUGGUUGGUAGCAGCAAACCCUGUGAACUAUGGGCGCCCAUGUGAACUGUCUUGUGUGGAAGCCUUAUCAGCAGCCCUCAUAAUAUGUGGGGAGGAAGACACAGGACAUUUACUGCUUGGGAAAUUCAAGUGGGGUCACUCAUUCUUGUCGCUAAACAGAGACCUCCUGAAAGCGUACUCCAAAUGUGAAAAUGGAUCUGAGAUAAUCAAUGUGCAGAACUCCUGGUUAUCAGGUAACUCAAGUGCUCCAAAGCCACCUGUAAAUGAGGCAGAAAAAUCACGCCAAAGCAAAGAGGAAGGAUCUGAGGGUGAUUCUGACGAUGAUUUGCCGCCUCUUGAGGAAAAUCUGAACCACUUGAACCUCAACCGAGAUGAGGAAAGCGAGGAAGGAUCUGAGGGUGAUUCUGACGAUGAUUUGCCGCCUCUUGAGGAAAAUCUGAACCACUUGAACCUCAACCGAGAUGAGGAAAGCGAGGAAGGAUCUGAGGGUGAUUCUGAUGAUGAUUUGCCACCUCUCGAGGAGAACUUGAACCACUUGAACCUCAACCAAGACGAGGAAAGCGAGGAAGAAAGUGAAAGUAAAAGGAAGGGCUAAAAUGGUGGGGUCUUGGCAACAGUUGAAAAAUAAUUGAGCGAAAGUGGCUUGCAAGCGCCUGCUGUGGACCAAACCAUGGUAGUAUUCCUUAUUAAAAAACCAUGGUAGUAUCUUUCGGUAUAUGGUCCAAAUGAACUUGAGUUUCCUUUGCGUCUGGAUCAUGGAUCCAUUCAUGGUUGAAAAUGAAUCCUUGUACAGCUGUGGUGCAUACCUGUGUAACACAAGCUAUGGAAACAGAAGGGGCGUUCAUAACUAAGAAUCGUAGUACGGGGCAGUAAGCUCUUUUCGUCCUUUUUCAGAGCUCUUGAAGCAUACAUUGAGUUCUUUAGGCAAUGUGUAAAACUUGAAAUUACUAUUAUAGUUUGAAAUAAAGCAAUGAAGAUACAUGUGUA